Molecule: messenger RNA, 3064 nt
Organism: Cryptomeria japonica (Japanese cedar)
Lineage: Eukaryota; Viridiplantae; Streptophyta; Pinopsida; Cupressales; Cupressaceae
Product: RNA-binding KH domain-containing protein RCF3
Exons: 8
Coding region: 572-2629 (685 amino acids)
Biological process (GO): regulation of gene expression
Cellular component (GO): nucleus; cytoplasm
Molecular function (GO): mRNA binding
Source: RefSeq, a predicted model, not a curated record
GCCACAAUCCGAGCCGUCCAUUUCAGGGAGAAUCUGAGUAGCUUGCUAUAAUACCCAAUCUACCUAGUCAAACCCAGAUCCAACACUCAAAUAUUCCCACAAAUCCGCCACUGAAUUUCGGUGCUCAGGGAUUGCAUGAAAUAUUUUCUGGCUCCCCGGAAUUCAAUUGUCUCAGAGCGGAGUAAUUUCAAGCGCAUUGAUUGUCCACUGAAACAAGGCAAUAUUCCCUUGCACUCCUUGCUAGAGAUCGGGAUGCACGACUUUUGUACAGACAGGGUUUCGAGGUUAACAUUUCUGAAUGAGUUUCGAUCCCGAGACAUAGCCGUACCAUCCGUGACAUUGAGUCCUGGACAGAAUAGGCUCUUUUCCUGCGCUUUUGGAUAUCCGGAGCUUUGAACUCGUAACCUCUGAUUGAGGAAGUUUUUGUUUGAAAUAUAAAUCUGAAUUUUCAGUUCUUUGGAGUUUUGAACUCGUGACCUCACUUCACCUUUUGGGCAAAGAUAUUCGAAACCAGAGCUUUUUUCUCACGAGCUUCGAACUCGAGACCUCUAUUUUUGAGCUGCCCGUAUCAAUGGAUGGGCCUUAUUCAAGAUCUCGACAUACUAAACGCUAUCAAUACGAAGACGGGGGAGGGGGAGGUCAGGGGUUCGAAUCCCAGGAUCGCCACAAACGCCAUCAAUCCACACACUCACCUCGCGGGGCGCCUCCUCCUAUCCCGAGAACACCAAAACUCUCAGCAAACGAAAUAACUUUCCGCAUACUGUGCCCGGAGGUGCAGGUGGGAAGCAUAAUUGGGAAAGGUGGCAGCAUAGUGAAAAGCCUGAGGGCCGAGACUGGCGCUCGUAUCACCAUCCAGGACGCUGUGCCGGGGGCCGAAGAACGUGUGGUCUUGAUCUCCUCCUACGAUGACGGCGUCUCCAGGGACAAUAAUUACAUCUCCCCUGCGCAGGACGCGCUUUCCAGGGUCCAUUCCAGGAUAUUUGAAAGCAGCAUUGAGGAUUUGGAAGGGCAGAGCAGGAAUAUCAAGACCAGGCUUGUGGUGCCCAAUAGCCAGGUGGGCUGCUUGCUCGGGAAGGGCGGUAAGAUUAUCGAACAGAUGCGUCAAGAGACGAAAGCCCAGAUUCGUGUCCUGUCUAGAGACCAGCUGCCUCUCUGCACUCUGCCUUCAGACGAGAUUGUGCAGGGCCUUUGUUUACUGCAGAUUGCUGGUGACUUGAGUGUGGUGAAGAAAGCAUUAAAUCUGAUUUCAGCUCGAUUGAAAGUGAACAAUCCCAGGGAACGUGAUUGGGAGAGGGACCGAGAUCGGGACCGGGAACGUGAAUGGGAGCGAGAACGUGAACGUGAGUGGGAGCGAGAACGUGAAUGGGAAUGGGAGCGUGGCCAGCCAUCUCCUUCGGUUGCCAAUGUCUACUCUCCAGAUCAUCGUCAUUCAGGGGAUGGUUUCUCCUCACAUGGAGUUUCUUUCUCAAAUCAUGCGCGCUCAGAUGGUCAUGUCCCAGGAAUGAGAUUGUCUAUAGGAUCCAGUGGCAACAGAAAUCAGGGUCACACGCUAGUGCCUUCUGGUUCUGGACACAUGCAUUCUGAGGCUGUUGGAUCUCAUGGAACUGAUCAUGAGGCUUCUGUUUCUGGUGAGGAACUUGUUUUCCGAAUCCUUUGCUCAAACAAGAAGAUUGGGAGUGUCAUUGGAAAGGGUGGAAGUGUUAUCAAAGGUCUGCAAGAAGAAAUAGGAGCGAAAAUAAAAAUAACUGAUUCAGUUCCAGGGUCAGAUGAGCGGAUUAUCAUUGUAUCGGCUAAUGAUGUUUUGGAAGACAAUCUGUCUCCUGCCCAAGAAGCUCUUCUGCAUAUUCAAAGUCAGAUUGUUGAUCUUGGUCCAGACAAGGAUGCGAUUAUUACUACAAAGCUACUUGUUCCUUCCAAUCAAAUUGGUUGUCUACUUGGAAAGGGAGGUUCAGUGAUAAAAGAAAUGAGGAGGGAAACCCGUGCAAAUAUAAAAAUUUUAAGCAGAGAAGACCUUCCUCCAUGUGCUUUAGAAUCAGAUGAGAUGGUUCAGAUUGUAGGUGAUAUCAAUGCAGCACGGCAAGCUCUUGUUCAAGUAACAUCCAAGUUGCGCAAUCUUGUACAUGAAAUGGGUACCCCUAAGGCUUUCUUUUCUGCUUUACCAAACAAAAACAUCAGAAGGCGACCUGAGCCUAUCUCACCUGAUAGAUCAUAUUCACCUUUUAUGGGUUUUCAAGCUGGCAAUCACUCUUUGGCAAACUCAAGAGAAACAUGGUCAUCAAAGGUAAACAUGCAAGAGAAUAGUGGUAGGGGCCUACCUGACUAUGAAGAGAGACCAAAGCAAGGGGGCUCUAUCGGCUCUGGAAUAUCAACUGCUGGGCAUGUUACUAAAACAACGGUUGAAGUUGUCAUACCUGAGCAUACCAUUGCACCUCUUAUUGGGAACGGGGGAAAGAGCAUCAGCCAAAUCAGUCAGAUAUCGGGUGCAAAAGUUUUUUUACUUGAGGGGAGGCCAGGGUCGAAUAGGGUAAUUGAAAUAUCUGGUACUCCAGAACAAACCAAUUCAGCUCAGAAAGUGCUUCAUUCAUUAAUUCUAAAUGGGCAGUCUUCACAUAGUUCAUAUUCUGACUAAACACUUGUUUGGGCCUCUGGACACAGCUUUUUGCCGUCCGUUUCCCUGGAUAUUCGGGGUUCUUUACAAGGGCUGUAGCAUGCAAAUGGUGAAUAGUUUCCCAGUGAAAUUAAAACAUUGUUAGCAUGAUAGAUGCUGAAAUUUGGAGCGCAUAUUUUUGAGCUUGACAAUCAAAACUCUGAUCUCACUCCUAUAAUUCUCAAUGAAAUGCCAUAUAAUGUAUUUUUUCACAGGAGAAUAAGUUACAUCGGGGUUCAGUCUGCAAUAUCGAAUCAUCAGAGUUGCUACCAGGAAAGUUUAAAUUAUGUUUUGUAAGAUAUGCUAUUGUUAAACACUUAUCUGGGCAUUUGUGCCUAUCCUGGAAUAGAAUUCAACGCUGUGCAUGUUUUCAGUUAUUUUCAAUUUUGUAUAAGAUGGAGUUAUAUUUUGGUUUCA